Olea europaea var. sylvestris is the source of this 2543-nucleotide messenger RNA. RefSeq lists its product as uncharacterized. Bases 345 to 2351 code for a protein of 668 amino acids. The transcript is spliced from 4 exons. Lineage: Eukaryota; Viridiplantae; Streptophyta; Magnoliopsida; Lamiales; Oleaceae. The record is from RefSeq and is a predicted model, not a curated record.
ACGGACUGUUAUGGUUGAGAGUUGUAUAUGUGUGUAUAUAUAUAUACACAGAGAGAGAGAGAGAGAGAGAGAGUUGGUUCUCUGGUCAUGGUCUGAUAAUGCUUGGGAGUGAGUGAAGAAAGAGAGAGAGUACACACAAACACAAAAUACUCAUAUACCCUUGAAAUCUCUUCUCCACAAGUCUAAAUGGGAGCCAUGGUAUUAGGUUUCAGUUUGUAAAGAACCAAUAAGUAGUGUAAUUUUCAUCCAUAUAUAUUUUCUUGGAGGAAGCAUUUUUAACUCUCUUUUCUUGGCUUCACAGUGAGGAAGUGUAUAAGAAGAGAGCUACUUCUGGGUAGCAAAUUAUGGGCAAAGAGUGGCUGCAUUGGGGGGGUGGGGGUGGAUCUACCAAGAGAGGAAGAAUAUCAGAUGUAAAAGAAGCAUCACCAUCUGGUUGCAUGUGUGCUGUUUUUCAAAUCUUUGAUUUACAUCACUUUCAGUUUCCUUUGCACCACCACCAUUCCUCUCAUUUCCACAACCAUUCUUUACUUCAAGAAGAAGACACUACUGUACUCAAGGGAGUGGAAGCGCCAAGGAACAGCUUGGAGUUAGAGGACCGUCCCAGGGAUGUUGCAGCUUCAAUCUCAUUGGCCAUGAAAGAAGAUGAAAUCCCUAUGGGAAUUCGAAUCAAAACAGGUCGUGAAAAUAAAUCACCUAGAGUGUCUACUUCAGAUUAUAUUGCUUCAGAAUGCAGUGAUUCUCCAGGGACAAAAACUCCAAAUUUAGUAGCAAGACUUAUGGGUCUUGAUCUCCUUCCUGAAUCCACCUCUCCUUCAUUAUCAUCAAAUUCCAGAACCGUAAAAAAAUCCCAGUUUCAUCCUCGAGAACAUUUAAAUUCCGGUGUUCGUUCCUUACCGGAGACACCAAGAAUUUCAUCAGCCAGAAGGUCAGAUGUUGAGCACAGGUUGUCCCUUCAAAUUGACAAAGAGAAUUUCUGUGAAAAAAUUGAAUUCAAGAAAAUGGGUACAAGGAGAGAAUUCAAGAAAGCGGAUGAAAAUACAAAUCAAGGCCAAUAUGCGAAGCAGAUGGUGAAGCAAAUUAAAGAAAAUAUCAGCAGAAAAGUUGGUAUUGAUAUUACUAACACAAUCAGAAACAGUGAGAUAAGACGCGAUGAACAUCUUGUUCUACUGAAGCCCAGAAAUUCAUCCAGGAUUUUAACAGGACUUGACGACGAAUCCAGGCCUUGGAAAGGUUCAAAUCCAUCCAGGAUUUCAACAGGUGAAUCCACUCCUGUAAAACAACCAAAUCCAUUGAAGAUUUUAACAGGAUUCGACAAUGAAUCCAGGCCCGGAAAACAACCAAAGCCAUCUUUUUCACCAGGGCUCCGGUUCUUGGAGUCUAAGAACAAACCCGUCGAAAACUCAGUCCAAAAAUGCAGGAAAGUUGCAAGUGACAAAUACUAUUCAUCUACCAAGAAACCUCCACAAGCAUCUGAUGCUAUCAGGAACAAGAAAGAGGAACCAUUCAUUCGUUCAGCAAAACCAAAUCUUUCAGACAAGAAGAACAAGAAAAAUACUCCUUUGUCAAAUGAAUUUUCCAAUAGCAAGACAGACCCUUCACGUCCAACUCCAAGCCUCCCAAAUGUAAAACUGAAAAAGUUUGAUGACGGAAGCUGCAAUUUUACGUCGCAGGUAUCAGAUGCUCUUUCAUCGAAAAAGAGAACACAGUUAUCUAGUUGUUCGAGCCCAUCGUACAAUCAAGAAACAUUCAACCAAGAAAACAUCAAACCAGACAAACGUAACGGUGCUCCUACCUCCGGUAAUCGAGAUUCCAAUCAGUACAUUCAAAAAAUCCUUAAACGUACUGGGAUUAUAGACAAUGGUACCCCAGUGUCGUUGGCUAAAUGGUACUCCCCUUCACACCCUCUUGAUCCAUCAAUUUUCCACCACCUCGAGCUUCUCCACCCCGCCACCACCGCCGACACAGUAAUUUUCACUACUAAACAGUCCAAAUUCUUAAACCAAAGAUGCAACAGAAAGCUCAUUUUCCAGCUAGUAAAUGAACUAUUGGUGGAAAUACUUAAACCUCGUACUACCCGGAAUUGCAGACCUUCUGGAUCGGAUUUGAUUGACAAAUUAGACAAGAAACUACAGAGUUUUCCCUCAGCAAAUUGCCAAGUUCUUGAAGACAUUGAUGCAUUGAUAGAUAUAGAUUUGUUCAAGUCGUCAUCAUCAAAUGGAUUCUAUGAAGAAGAAGAAGGUGACACUGUAGUAUCAGAGAUUGAGCGUAGGAUUCUGGAUUCCAUAGUGCGUGAAACUGUAACGGUGCUGUUCGAUACGAUGCGGUCCGCACAGUGUAAGAACAUGUUCUGAUAGAUGUCACAUGGUCUAUCACGUGAUGAGAUGCUAUUUGUUGGAUUUGGGACCCACGUUGUAGAGCUCAGAUUUGAAUAAAGUCAAAAGAGAGUGGGAUUAGAGGCGUACACGUGGGCAAUAAGAGAAAUCAAACUUUUUGUUAUUACAUUUUCGACUCAACAAAAUGAGCAAUCUUUUCAUUUUUCCAAA